This is a messenger RNA of Hippoglossus stenolepis (Pacific halibut), 3856 nucleotides long. RefSeq names its product ankyrin repeat and kinase domain containing 1 (gene ankk1). The coding region runs from base 157 to 2448 and encodes 763 amino acids. Gene Ontology annotation, molecular function: protein binding; ATP binding; protein kinase activity. NCBI's taxonomy places the organism in Eukaryota, Metazoa, Chordata, Actinopteri, Pleuronectiformes, Pleuronectidae. Gene Ontology annotation, biological process: protein phosphorylation. The record is from RefSeq and is a predicted model, not a curated record. The transcript has 9 exons.
CACAGCCACUGAUUUUAAUGUGUAUCUAUGUUCUGCUACUUUCUCUGUCCCAGCGUGACUCUUAAGCUCCUGCGGGGCGCCUUCUGAUCGAUGCUGAUCUGCGGGAUAAACCCGGUUUAUGUGUAGGAUUAAAGACUGAGCGUGUUGUGGGGGGUUAUGUCAGAGAGGACCUCUGAACUCAUGGAUUGUUUUGACGGAUCUUCCGGGCAGUUCAGGGACUUCACGAAGGGCGACUUUGAGGCUGACUGGAUUAAGGUGGCAGAAUGCAGAUUUGGUCAGGUGUACCAGGUCAAGCUCAAACUCUGGCGGGAAAAAUGUGCCCUGAAAAACUUUGACACAACCAUGUGUCCAAACAACUUUUACAGAAGAAUAAUAGACGAGGCGUCCAACAUCGUCAAAGUGAAAUUCAAAUACAUCAUGUCCAUCUACGGACUGUGUAGUGAAGCGACAGCUGUGGUGAUGGAGUACAUGAGCAAUGGAUCCCUUAACAAUCUCCUAGCCAGUCACACGUUGAUGUGGCCAAAGAAGUUCCAGAUGAUUCAUGAGGUCUCCAUGGGCAUGAAUUUCCUCCACAGCAUGAAACCUCCGCUACUUCAUCUUAACCUCAAGACGUCAAACAUCCUACUAGACGAUCAUCUCCAUGUCAAGAUUUCAGAUUUUGGUCUGAUCCACUGGGAAGAGGGAAUGAGCAAGAAGUCGUUCAUGGAGCAUCUGACAGCAAGAGGGAACAUAAGUUACAUUCCACCGGAGACCUUCAGUCAGUGCCCCGAUCCACCAGGAACUACGUUUGAUGUUUACAGCUUUGGAAUUGUGAUGUGGGAGAUUCUGACACAGCAGAAACCGUACGCAGGGUGCAGCGUGACCACAGUGCUCCUACAGGUAUCACAAGGGAAGAGACCCUGUACGGAGAUGAUACCUGAGGAGAAGCCCUGCGAGUGUGACCCCUUGAUCAGCCUCAUGCAGAAGUGUUGGGACCAGGAUCGCAGGAAGAGGCCACUGUUCUCAGACACUGUGAUAAAGACGGAGGCUCUGAGUGAAGUCCUGAAGAUCCCAGGACCAAUGCACUGUCACAGAAACGGCGAUAAGGAACAGACGUCUGAUUAUUCUUGGCUGGUUCCCCCGAUACAUGAGAUGACUUUGCCUGAGAUGUCUGACAUUCCCUCAGAUGACCAUAAUGCCACGUACGGCAUUCUCUCUCUUUUGUCCAAAAAGGACUUUGGCAGUUUCAGACAGUCUGUGAAGAAGGAGCAUGUGUGCACUCCGUUUUCAGGGGAAAAGAGCCUCCUCCACUACACGGUAGCCAGCGGAGAUGCCACGAGUGUUGAACACGUCCUAAAUCUGGAUGCUGAAGUGAACUGUACAACUGCCAGAGGUUACACGCCGCUUAUUAUUGCUGUUCUGUACAGGCUUCAUGACAUCAUCUCUCUACUUCUGAAUCAUGGGGCAUCAGCCACCCAGGGAGAUGAGGACCAGUGGACAGCUCUGCAUUUUGCUGCUCAGAACGGCGAUGAGAGAGCUGUACGUAUCCUUUUGGACAAAGGUGCUGUGGUGGAUGCCCAGGAAAAAACCGGCUGGAUGCCCCUCCAUCUGGCCUGCCAGAAUGGCCACGAAGAAGUGGCGCGCCUGCUGCUUUCACGGCUGUCGGAGGAAGCAGUCGGACAAAAGGAGGAAGCACGAGGGAAGACGGGGCUCCACCUAGCCUCCGCCUACGGACAUCUGAAUAUUGUCAAGCUCCUCCUCACAAAGGGAGCAGAUCCCAAUGUUAUAGAUGCCACUGAUUCCACUGCUCUUCACUUGUCGGCAGGGGAAGGCCAUAAUAGAGUGGUAAGACUGUUGCUGAAUGGUGGGGCGAGUACUGACAGUGUGGACAGCAAGGGGUACACUGCACUUCACCUGGCUGCUCUGAAGGGUCACACAGGCAUAUGCAGGCAGCUGUUGUCAAACGGAGCCAGCCCAGACUCCAGGACCCUCCAAGGCUGGACUCCCAUGCACCUGGCUGCCCUUAGGGGUCAUGAAGCUACCAUGGUCCAGCUGGAGAGUCAGGGUGGUUGUGUGAAUGUUACAGGUGAGAAUGGAUGGACUCCACUCCACCUCGCCUGUCACCAGAGCCAGUCGGAAAUGGUGGCAAAGCUUUUGGCGGCCAAAGCAGAGCCAAAUGUGACGGAGGACCGUGAAGGAUGGACACCACUACAUGCAGCCUGCAACAGUGUUAGUUUCCCAUGUGUACUCCACUUGAUGACACAUCAUGCAGAUGUCAAUGCUGUAAGCAAAGGAAAGACGACACCUUUACACCUGGCUGCCCAGCAUGGCUGUGUGCCGAUCGUAAAGGCUCUACUGCUGAACGGAGCAGACAGGACACUGCUGGAUUCUUCUGGGGCCACAGCUGAGGCUGUGGCUCAGAAAUGUGAAAAGGGGGAAAUAGUGCAGCUACUGGAAAAGGGAUGUUAACCAUGACUCUAGUGCUUGGUGAAGCAGUUUGAAUGGAAGGAUUACGGAACAACGAAAAACAUGAAUGACACAGCAGGAAUCUUAUCCUCAUUUUGAGAGGGGCUUUUACUAAGCUGGUUAAAGCAAGAUUGUGAAAACAUUUUUUUAUGUCUUAUCUUUAAAAAAAAUUGGAUAAUACAUUAUAACUAAAACACACAAAAGUUUUUGAAGCAUUUUAUUUGUCUAUUUCUCACAAUUACAUAUGUCAUAUGUCCCCUGAAUGUUUUUAUAUUUUCAAAUCAUUGUAUAACCAAAUCUUACAUUUUCUCUUGCUAUUUUUAUUUUGAAAAUGUAACUUUUUGGUGUAAGGCUACAACUUAGGUUACAACUAAAGUACCAUAUAAGUUCGUCCCAUUGAUUAGGCCAAAUCAGGAAUUUCUCUAUUUAUAAUACUAUUACAGUCUGUAAAAUACAACAAAAUGGCCGAUAUGCCACACAAAAGAGCAAUAGCGGAAAAAACGAAUAAAGAGCCACAACACAACAGCAAAAGUGACAACACAACGACCAAAGCCACAUCAGAACUACAAAAGCCACAACAGAAACACAACCACAACGCAAAUGAGCAACAACAGAUGUUGACGAUGAAAUGAGCAGAGUAACUUACUGCAGUCAAGUGAGCCGUCGUUUGUAAAAACUUGGACAAGCAAAUCGAGACUUAAAAUUUGAUGCUUGUCUAUUUGAAGUGUUACGAUACAGGUGCUUGGAGCAUCCAACAAGGAAGAGAACAAAGAAGUUGUAGUCGUGUUGUGGCGUUUGCAGUCAAUUCACUUGUGUAAGACUCUUCAGGGUGAGUCAACACAUGGGGUCAGAAUCAGGUGAAGUCGACUAUAAUGACAAAGCCAUAUUGAUUCUCCUCUUUGAAUCACCUUGAUUAAUGUGUCCUCGCCCCCUGAAGAGAAUGCUGCACCCACAUUUGGAUGAAAAUAAGAAUAUGAAAUCGCUGCUGUUAUAAUGAAAUAGAGAGAUGUAUUUGAUUUAACCUGUCAAACCUUCUGAAGGUAUUACGUGUCUAAUAAUAAGAUGAGAGAGCUGUCGGAUCGCUGUUACUGACAACACUGUAGUAACCAGGAUCUAUUGGACAUUCCCAAACUAUUAACUGCAUAUCCAGCGGGGCUCCUAUUGUGGGAAAGAGCUUUUAUGACAAGGCAAAAUAACUCUAACGAUCAGUCAUCGCCUGCAGACUGAUGGAGGCACUCUCCAGCUUGAGCCACGCUCAUUUACAACAGUGACACCUUAUUAAAGUGAAAUGGAAUGCAGGGAUUUAGGAGGUGUAUUGAUCUACAUGUUCACAGGGGUGCUCUCUGAAACCACAAGAGACUGAUUCUGAUGGAGGGGUGGGAGCUGAAUUAUAAAAUUAUAAUGACUUGGA